Molecule: messenger RNA, 946 nt
Organism: Eimeria necatrix
Lineage: Eukaryota; Apicomplexa; Conoidasida; Eucoccidiorida; Eimeriidae
Exons: 1
Biological process (GO): DNA integration
Molecular function (GO): nucleic acid binding
Source: RefSeq, a predicted model, not a curated record
CCAGCGUCUCGCAGACCGUCUUAUCCGCUACCACGGAUUUUCAGAGGUGCUCAUAUCGGACCGCGACCCUCGCUUCCAGUCAGACCUCUGCCCACAACUAUGUCGUCGCUUCAACAUCAAACGCGCCAUGUCCUCGUCCUACGAUCCGCAAAGCGACGGUCAAACUGAAAGGGUUAACCGCACACUGAAGCAGAUGCUUCGUACCUACAUCCAACCUGACGAACGCCAGUGGGAGCGCUUACUUCCGGCCCUGGAACUUGCCUACAACACGACAUGCCAUUCAUUCAUCGAGCUCUCUCCCUUCGAGGUCAUGAUCGGCGAGAACCCGCUGACUGCUGCGAAUCUUGAUAUCGUAGGCGCGUUAGCCCCGACGAUCACUCCUCCGAUGACCAAGCUCUUCCGGCAGCUCUGCGACAGAACGCAGAGCCACAUACAGGAAACAAAAUGGCAGCAGGAAUAUUACGCAGACAAAAAGUGCCGAGCUGUGGAGUAUGCAGUGGGCGACAAGGUUUGGCUGAGCAGCAAGCAUCUACCGGCGUCAUCUAGCUGCCCUAAGUUCGAGCCCCGUUACCGAGAACCCUUUGAAAUCAUUGAACGAGUAGGCACCGUCGCGAACCGUCUCUCUUUACCUCCUACUUAUGCAUGCCACAACGUUUUUCAUGUUUCGCAGCUAUUUCCCCACUGCCCCCGCCCUCCAGACUUGGUUCCCCAGGAAGCCGAUACCGCCUGGCCCCCUAUCCGCGAUGCGGCAGGUAAUCCGACAAAGAAGUAUGAGGUCGAUUAUGUUAUGGACCAAUGCGGCUCAGGCGCCGAUGUCCAGUACCUCGUCAAGUGGCGCGGCACCCCCGAAGAUCAAGCCACGUGGGAGCCCGCUAACCACCUAACAGGAUGUCAGGCUUUGCUCCGUGCUCGGCACCGCCGUCAGAAAAGACAUCUUCAGGCUUGA